GAUGGCGGCUCCCGGGGACGGCGCCGACCUGGAGGCCUCGCUGCUGAGCUUCGAGAAGCUGGACCGGGCCUCCCCGGACCUGUGGCCCGAGCAGCUGCCCGGCGUCGCCGAGUUUGCCGCCUCCUUCAAGAGCCCUAUUACUAGUUCUCCUCCCAAAUGGAUGGCUGAAUUAGAAAAUGAUGAUAUUGAUAUGUUAAAGGAGCUGGGGAGCCUCACUACUGCUAACCUCAUGGAGAAGGUUCGAGGCCUGCAGAACCUGGCUUAUCAGUUGGGCCUGGAUGAAUCUAGAGAAAUGACUCGAGGGAAAUUCCUCAACAUCCUAGAAAAACCCAAGAAGUAGCUGCUGCUCUGGAAUUUGGACAAAAAUAUCCCAGCAGGGAUAUUCUAUGUACUGUGGAUCCRGAUGAACCCCGGAACUUCUAAGGAGGAGAACAAAUCUCUCGCUUUACAUCUUCAGAAGCAAACGUGUCUGUUGCUCCCACAGCACGUCUCAUACCUGGGGAGAAACAUUCCGAAUGCAGGCUCCAAGGAUUGCUACAAAUUCCGUUGGAAUUUAGCCUUUAUCUUGACUGUAAGAUAUCGAACAGGACAAUUCCACCCUGCUGUGGCAAAGUUACCUGCCCUUUUUUAAAUCUUUUUUUAUCCAUUAUUCAAAGUGAACAGCCCCAGGGUCCUCUCUGAAUUGCCCUCAGAGGCUUCUCCUAUUUGUAACAUCUAACAGAUCUUUUAUGAUGGGGGCCAGUGUGUGCCAUGAUACACUGACCUUUGGUGCAUCUCUUGUCCUAGAUACAUUGAUUUCCUGUAUGUAAUUUCUGUGUUGAAAGAUUUGAGCAGAGUUUGGGAUAUAUGAUAGAUAGUUUAAGUCUUGAUUCUCCAGGAGCCCAUGCUUUUUGUGCAGAAAUCAAGUGCCAUCUGUGUAUUAGAGUCCAGUCACUGCCUUGAGAGAUGCAGAUCUCGGAGGAUCUGCAGAGGAGAAUCUUCAGUCUGGUGUAUUCAUUUCACAGCGGUUGCAUCCAGUGCUGUGUGUAGCAGGCACUUCUCACCACCGAAUGGUUCUCUUGUAAAAUCUAGGCUGACAGACCACACGGAGCUGGGAAGAGGUGUGAAUAUAUUGUGAUGGGAAAUAUCUCUCUAGACUAUUUGGCCAGUGCAUUAAAAAAAAACUUUUCAGUCUCCUGCAAAUCUCAAUUUACUACUUAAGAACCUAGGAAGAGAAGAAAGUUAGAAAUAAAUGAAAGGUGAAAGAUUGAAAGGUAAUAAUGCUUUUGUUCAGAGAGCACCAAAAAAUGUCAACAAGCUUGUUAGCUGCACCGCAAGGAAAUCUGGUUAAACACAAGCUACACUUCUGAAAAUAGCAUUCCUUAGUGUUUCCCAUUUAGGAAUUAGGAAACAACAUUACAGUUAGGAAACAGCAACCUUAAAAUUUGCUUCACCUACAAAGACAGAAGUUUCUAGUAGCUGGUGUCUUCUGGCACCAARUUUUGGGUGUUAUUCAUCUUAGCCUCCGUCCACUCUGUCCUCCUUGGUGAUGCACUUCUGUAUGUUGAGCCCUGAGAGGAGAUAGAGAGAAUGCCAAGAUACUUUAUUUAAGAUAAGUUUGGGUUUUUUCUCCAUUUAAUYUUGUUUUCUUAGGAAAUGGCAUUUUAAGCAUUAGUAAAUAGGUUCUUUUUAGCAUAAAAACAUAAUAUUGAAGCACAGGGUAGAUAACAUUUUGCCUUGUUUCUUUGUUUGUUUUCCCUCCAUUCAUUCAGAAAUAUCAUUUUUACCAUGCAGACUUUUCAAAAUUUGUCAUUUUCCAGAUUACGAUCACAUGCGAGAGAGGAAGUGACUUGGAAUGGUACAUCAUUAACACUUGGUCCUUAGAGCAUUGCUUAUUUUUGUACUUGCGGAGAGAGGAGACUAUUUYCAGGCAUGUGGGCAAAAACGAGGGAAAGAUUUUUAAUCAAAAACUUAUGGAUUUUUACUAAAAUGCUUGUGGCCUUUCAAUCAGCAGCCUGUGGUUGCUUGUUAUCACUCCGAACUAGGCUCAUUUUGGACAGCUCCUGUUAACUAAGGUUAAGCAAUUAAAUCCCAAAUUCUAGAAAACAAAUAUACAAAUAGCAAAUAUUUAGGCAUGUCAGGAGUCUGAUUUUUAAACUUAGUUUCCAUACUUCAAUUUUUACAGAAGUUUAACAGAGCAUGAGAGAUGAGAUGGGAGAAUGUGAAGAGAAGCUAAAAGUGGUAAUUCAGAGACGGAGAACUUGCAARUUGGUGCAAAUUGUUGAUGUAGCUUUAAGUAUUAAAUUAUACGUUCUGGAUGUAAUAUUAAGUUUGUAUAUCCUAUUUAUAAUGUAAAUACACACAUAUAUAACAUUGGGAUACAUAGUCUGUAUUACCUAUGUGACUUUGUGCAUAUUGUAGAGGUUUGUAGAUUUAACCCACUGAGAAAUUUGAGAUCUGAAGGAAGGAAGUUGGAGAAGAUAUCAUAGUUUGACCUGGAAAUAUAUGUGUAUUUUCUGAUAUGUAUAAUAAAUAGUAAGAGAUUUUAAGCUUUUAGUAGUUCAUAGUAACAUUUUUAAUGCCUUACUACACACAGCAGUAUUUACCAUCUAUAGGACAGCCAGUGUGCUAUUUAUUAGCUUUGUACUCGUCAUCUGUAGAGGUGAGUCAGUGCUCUAAUUCUUUUGUGUUAAUAUUUGUAUAUAUUUCUGUGUGUUAGCCAGAAGAUUGUAAUCUCUGUGUUACAGCUCUGUGGUUUCAAAAUAAACACACAGCUCUCAGAACAUUCUGGGUUUCCAGUGUAGCCCUGAGAUAAAGCUGUGAWUUAGCCACCAAGAAAAUAAUCUUACAGACUUUUUUCACUCUUAAGAUGGAUAACAAGAUGCUGCUCUGUGUACUGCCCACCUCAGUUUUGGGUCUGUUCAUGCUCUAUUCUCAUCAAAAAACGAGCACUUGGCAAAAUUCAACUGGAACCGAGGGUUUUCACACCAUUUAAACCCCAUUUCUUUCUCCAUUGAUGCCCAUCGCUACCUGCUGUAUCUGUGAAGGAUGAGAAAGUCUGGGUGGCAUUUGAUGAUAAUCUUCUAUAUUUGGAAACAACAACAGAAAGAGUUAUGACAAAUGAUGGGAAUUAAGAAUAUAGUAAGAUCAAAAUGCAGUAAUAUUAUAUGAGCUAAUGUGCUUUAUAAAGCAUCCAUGUCAAAUGUUACUGUGAGACUCUCUGAAAUAAAACAAAUAUU
Molecule: messenger RNA, 3218 nt
Organism: Nothoprocta perdicaria
Lineage: Eukaryota; Metazoa; Chordata; Aves; Tinamiformes; Tinamidae
Gene: LIN52
Product: lin-52 DREAM MuvB core complex component
Exons: 6
Coding region: 2-340 (112 amino acids)
Biological process (GO): regulation of DNA-templated transcription
Cellular component (GO): DRM complex
Source: RefSeq, a predicted model, not a curated record